AAUUACAAUUGCACAAUCCCUUUCCAGAAUACCUAAAUCCAUAAUUUCUUAUUUCACCUCCACCCCGUUUCUCUUCAGCCACUACUCCGCCUCUCCUUCAUCGUUUCUCUAUCGUCUCUUCAACCACUACUCCACCAUUUCUUUGCCUCUCCUCUGUCGUUUCUCGGCCUUCGUCCUUCCUUUCUCUUAACAAGACAAGGUUCAAAGCAUCAUCAACUCCCCAAUACUGCUGCUGAAAAACUUUUGUGGGCGUGAAUUUGCUCGCUGAAAACUUCCUCUUCCCUUUACUGCUGCUGCUAGUUUUCGAUCCCCAUUCUUCUGUUAAAGCUAUUUUUUUCUGCUUCCUCUUUGACUCUUUGCAUUUUAGUUAUUUCUAUUGGCUUUGCUUGUUAACACUCUUCUGCUAAAGUUUUUUUUUUUUUUUUAAUUAUGGUAUUUAUGAUGGGAUCAAUUGAUUUUUUUUCUUAGAAGACUAUCGAAUUGGCUGUUUCCUGAAUGCCGAUCACAUACUAUAGCUAGGGUGUCAUUAUUUAGAUUGUUACGAAAACUGGCAUAGAAUAGAUUAAACACGAGAAUGGUAAUCCCACAAGUCAUGAGUACCGCUGGUCUUCUUUGGCAAUAAUGCAGAUCGAGUUUGUCACUGUUCAAGUACACUCAAGUGUUUUUCUGGUUUGCGUAUGGCAUCAUUUGAUCUUUUUGUGUGCAGUGUUCAUAGUUGUAUCAAGUACACUAGGACAAGAAAUGGUUAAUAGCAGCAACAAUAGCAGCUUUCGGCCUUUAACAUGUAACCCUCACUAGAGAAAGAAACAACUUUAAUAUACAGAAUAUCACAACUUUAUAACUGUAAUAGCUGGAGUGUUACCAUUGGAUAGUAGUCUUUUAAUUAAUAAGAGCAAUAUAGGUGAUUGUUUUUAUUUAUUAACAUUGUAUUCUGAUUAGUAAAUAGCUAGCCCAGGAUGUGUGAACUUUAUGAUGUAUUAAAUUAUAACCAGUGGGCAUUUUCUAGAAAAAAUGCAUUCUUUGUAAAUAGAAUUGUAGGUUUACAACAUCCUUUCUUUUUCUUAUUCUACUAACUCAACAUCCUUUUUAGAUAUAAUGAUAUUCAAAUAUUUGUAUCCUAACAAUUAUAUUUUAUUAGUUACUUAACUGAUCAAACUAUAUAGAGUACAACUUAUUUUAAAUUUAGUUUAACACGAACGUUUAGUUUCAAAGUAGAUAUAUAUUAUAAUUUGAGUGGAAUUUUAAGUUUGAAUCUUUUUUUUCUCUAUAAUAAGAACGAGUCAUGAAUAUAAAGGGUUAUUAUAAUACGCAUAUAGGUGUUAAAGCUCCAAAUUUAGUUGCCUGGGGCAGUGCUGUCGAAAGCACUAAGAAAUUAGAAGUGCAAAAAGUUGAAAUUGAAGUAAUAUUGUAAUGCCAACCAAAUGGUUUUUAUUCUAAUCAAAGAUUCAAAGCAUCAAUAUAUAGCAAAAAGUAUUGAUUCAAUGGACCAAACCACCUAGCAAAAUAUGUAGGUGCCCUUGUGCCCGCUUGUUCUUAUAAGAUUUUUAAGACCAAAAUGAUAAGCAUACUCUGCCUUUUUUUUCUUAAAUAAUUUAAGAGACCAAAAGUAAAUUAACUUGCAAUGGCCAAUAGAAAUGUAUAUAUAUUAGUGCUUGGAUUAUUAAACUUGAAGAAGCUUAUACACACUUAGUUUUUAUGUAUAGCUUAAAAAGAUAACAAAAGUGUCAAAUAAAUAAAAGAAGGUGCAAAUUUAAGUUGGCAUAUAGAAAUUGAAAACAAGAAGCAAGGUGCCAAUUGGAACACAAAUGAGUGAAAUGAAUAACCAACUUUAUGACAAACUACUAUUAGUGAUGUGAUUAUAUAUACUCAUAUUCUUGUCUAUUAGCAAGAUUAAGAUAAGCAAACAUGUUUAUACAACAAUAAUUUAUAUGAAUUGACCACUAAUAAUAAUCUUUAAUAUUAUAUAUAUAGAUAGAGAAAAGAAAAACUAAUAAUAAGGGGAUAUCUGGGAUUAGUUAUGUACAGGUUGGCUUAAGCCUCUAUUUUACUAACGUCUAUGACUCACCGGAUGUAUUUCACUUAUGUCUAUCAGGUAGAGAUUUAGUUGGCUUAUGAUUGGAAAUGUCAUUCUUUUUCUUCUUUUGCAUGUUGAUUAUUCUGAUUGGGAAAUACAAUAUAAAAUUGGAACUUUAUGGAUGUUAUUUGUAUUUAAACUUAUGGUUGUGAUUCAGAAAUUUGUUGGCUUAGGCCUUUUAAAAUGGAGUUGUUAUAAAUUGGUGAGAACUCUGCAAUUUCGAAUCAAUCCCUCAAUGUUAUGUAGUACUUUGAUUAAUUAAUUACUCAUUUUUCUUAAGGUAUGAAAUCAAUCAUAGAAGAACAUGAGUGACGAUCGAAGUUGGAUGUAUCAAAGGCUAAUAAAUGGCCUUCUCAAUCUUGAGUUUAUCGAUGGCGUCGACAAAUUCGUUGAUUUUGCGUGUACUCAUCCGGAAUGGAUGGACGAAGCAAAAAUAAAGUGUCCAUGUCCAUGCAAUAAGUGUCAGAACCGCCAAUACCUAGAUGUUGAGACUGUGAAAUUACAUCUUCUGAGAUAUGGCUUUUUAGCUGGAUAUUAUGUGUGGACAAGACACGGGGAGACAGAGGCAAGGACCACUGAAAGUUAGCCGGUUUUUUUCGUUUGAGGAACCUAAAAUAACGGAUGAUAAUCAAUACCAGAAAAUGGUGAUGGAUGCUGCUGGACCUUCAUUCGAUCCAAAUUUCGAUGAGCAUCCUAAUAUCGAGGCGCAAAAAUUAUAUGAUAUGCUAAAUGCAGCAAAUAUCCAUUUAUGGCCCGAGUGUCAGACCCAUUCACAGUUAUUCUAGUCUCUAGAAUGCUGAAUAUCAAGGCCGAUCACCAUUUGUCAGAGCGCGCUUUCGAUGCAGUUGCUCAACUAAUCAAAGAGACCGUUCUAGAAAACAACCUUGUCACUGAAAACUUUUAUUAUACGAAGCGCUUAGGUCGGGGGUUGGCAUUACUAGUAGAGAAGAUACAUUAUUGUUUUAAUGGCUGCAUGAUUUAUUGGGGGAAAAUGUGAAUUUGACUGUGUGCAAGAUUUGUGGCCAUCCAUGUUACAACAGACGGCAUGCCACUGAAAGCAGUCAAAAAAGGAAAAUAGAUGUACCUUUCAAAAAGAUCUAUUACUUCCUUUUGACAGCACGUCUUCUUAGAUUAUAUGCUUCAAAAGCAAUUGCUAAUGAAAUGAGGUGGCAUGCGGAGCAUGAGGUCCAGGACUGUGUAAUGCAGCAUCCUUUAGAUUUUAUUGCUUGGAAGCAUUUUAAUGAUGUUCACCCCGAUUUCUCUUUUGAAAUCAGAAAUAUUCGUCUUAGCCUCUGCACAGAUGGAUUCCAACCUUUUAGAUAGUUUGGUCAAUAAUACUCAUGCUGGCUAGUUAUAGUCACAUGUAUAAUCUGCCCCCCUAGAUGUGUAUGAAAGACACAUCGAUGUUUUUAACAGUCCUUGUUCUAGGACCUCGUAAUCCAAAACACAAGAUAGAUGUGUAUCUGCAGCCAUUGAUUAGUGAAUUGAAGUGUGGGAAUAUGGGGUUCAAGCAUUCAACAUUUCUCGGAUUCAAAAUUUUCAAUUACGAGCAGCUUUAAUAUGGACAAUCAACGACUUCCCCGCAUAUGCAAUGUUGUCCGGUUGGUCCAUCGUCGGCCGUUUGGCUUGUCCUUAUUGCAUGGAGGAUUCUGAUGCCUUUACCUUUAGUAAAAGUGGUAAGCAAUCAUGGUUUGACAAUCACAGGAAGCUCUUGGAUACUGAUCAUCCUUUCAAAAGGAACAAGUAUGGAUUUCAGAAAAAUUAAAUUGUCUAAAAGGUUGCACCCCUAGUUAGAUCAGGAGAAGAAAUAUUAGGUAUGCUUGAUGAUAUCAGAAUGAAAAAGGUAACACAUGUAGAUGGUGAUGCAAUUAAUGGUCCACUAAGUAAAUCAUGGGGUUGGAGAAAACAAAGCAUCUUUUGGGAUUUGCCCUAUUGGAGCUCCAAUCUUAUUCGGCACAACCUUGAUGCUAUGCAUAUUGAGAAUUUUUUUUUUAACAAUGUCUUUAACACAGUGUUGAACAUACCUGGCAAAACAAAGGACACUCUGAAGUCUAGGCAAGAGUUAAAUGAGUAUUGUCAGAGGCUGGAGCUUGGAAAGUCUUCGUCAACUGGUAAAUACCCAAAGGCUCGCUACACACUUGAUAAGGAAGCUAAAUUAGUAUUGUUUGAAUGGCUCAAAAAGUUAAAAUUCCCUGAUAGAUAUGUGUCAAAUAUGGGAAGAUGUGUAGAUAUGAAAAAGUUGAGGUUGUUUGGCAUGAAAAACCACGAAUGAAAUGUCUUCAUGCAGAGAUUAAUGCCUAUUGCCUUCCGUGAACUACUGCUGGCAAAUGUGUGGAAGGCUCUAACUGAGUUGAGCUCGUUUUUCAAGACUCUAACUGCAACAGUCAUUAUGAAUGAAGAUAUGUCUAGACUUGAAGCUGAGAUCCCAAUUAUCCUAUGCAAGCUUGAGAGAAUUUUCUCUCUGAGUUUCUUUGAUUCUAUGGAACAUCUUGCUGUUCACUUACCAUACGAGGCUUGCAUUGCUGGACCAUUCAGUUUCAGUGAAUGUACCCAUUCGAGAGGAUCUUCGGAAGUACAAGAAGAAUGUGAGAAAUAAGGCACAAGUGGAAAGCUCAAUAUGCAAUGCUUAUUUAGUAGAGGAGACAUCUGCUUUCUGCUCGUACUACUUUAAGGAUUAUGUGGCAACAAAAACAAGAACUGUGCCUUGCAAUUCUGAAUGUUGGGGCAGAGAUGAUCAACCAAUUUAUGAAGGAAACCUUUCUAUUUUCAAAUAUAUUGGAAGAUCAUUUGGCUGUUCAAGAACAGGAUGUAUGACACUAGAAGAAUACAAAGAUGCUUAGUCAUACAUUUUGCUUAAUUGCGAAGAAGUAGAUCCAUUCGUGAGGUUAGUAUCCUCUUUUUAUGGAAGAAUUAAUAACUACCAUUAUGUUUUUCUUAAUGUUAUCUAAUAGUACAUAUUAUAGUAUUUACACGAAUAUAUUACGAAAACACAAUCCAAACAUUACGGAUAAAGAAGUGGAUGAAAAACUUGAAAUGGACUUCCCUGUAUGGUUCAAAGCAUACGUGGGUCUUCUUCUUCUAGCAGUGUUUGUCGAUAAAGUGAAUGUUUUGUAAUACAUUCACUGAAUAUAGUUUUAAUCUUUUAGGCAGACGAUCCAUCAUGUAAUAUUCAUAAUAAUCUCCUUAAGGAUCUUGCAAAAGGGCCUUUGACUACUGUUACGACAUACCCAAGGUAUUUUAUAAAUGGUUAUAAAUUUCACAGAGUAGGGCACGAUUCAAUGGAUAGUGGGGUAUGCAUCAAAGGCCAAAAUUAUAGUGUUUCCGAGAAUGAUUUCUACGAUCAGCUAAUUGAGGUUGUCCAGAUUGAAUAUCUUAAUUGGCCAAUUAAGAGAACGGUUUUAUUCAAGUGUGAAUUGUUUGAUCCAAUGGCUAAUGUGGGUACAAAGGUUCAUGACCAAUAUAAAAUUGUUGAAAUCAAUCAUAGAAGACGAUAUAGAAAAAACGAACCAUUUGUACCCGUCCACGCGACGAGACAAAAAUGAUUAGUGGGUGGUCUCGAAGAUUAAACCUAGAAGAAUUGUUGAUAUCCUCGAAAGCUCUUCCCAAAAUAGACAUGCACUUGCACAACCCCCAUUUCAGGAUGAGUUGACCGAAAUCCAUGCUAUUGGGACAGUAGAAGAAGAUCAAGUUACAAAAUUGGAUGAUCUGACGGGUGCUUUCAUUGAUAUUGCAGAUAAUGAUAUUUCUUCAGGAGAAGAAUCAGAACUACAAUCAGAAACUCCCUCUGAACCAGAGGACGAAUUAGAUAUGGAUAAUUUAAAUAAUACUAAUAGUGAAUAGAGGUACUUGUAAUGUUGGUUAAAUGAUUAAGUGGUUGUAUUUUAGUUAUCCUUAUAAUAUUGCAAUUUUAUAUAUUAAUUCAUUCAAUUUUAUAUUAAUUUGCUUAUGAUUUUUUAUGAAUGUUUUAUUCUACAGGAUGUCAACUAGACGACACCGUGCAUAUGGCACCCGGAGCAGUGGACAGGAUCGAGGCUCAGGCGGGAGACCUCCAUCCGCUGGUAGUUUAUUUGCAGCGCCUAUCGAUUCCACCGCUUCAUCCAUAUCCACAUUUUCAGCUCCACCCACAUCGACAGUUCCACCCCCAUCUUCAGCUCCACCCACAUCGAUAGCUCUACCCCAUCUUUAGGUCCACCCACAUUGACAGCUCCACCCAUGUCUAUGGCUCCAUCCUCUAGUGCACCUCUAUCCACUCGAGCGCCAUUGUCGUGUACAUUGACAGCUACUUGUACUACUUCACACCCAUCUCCAUCCACUCGAGCGCCAUCCCCAGCAUCACAACCAUCUCCAUCGCAGCUGACUACAUCUGUGACUCCCGGUGUUGUCUCAGGCUUGGGUGGCUGUGGUAGUGGUCGUAAGAGGAUAUGUUUAGAGAAUAGAAAAUUCGUUGAGUCGCACCAUAUGUCUGCCUGUAUAUCCAAUAUAUUUAGGGAGGCUAUCUGUCAUGAGGGAUAUACGUGGAAGGCAGUGACACCAGAAGCUCAAGAGAGAUAUUGGAUCAAGUUUCAAGUUAAUGCCUAUUUUGGGAAUUGUUUUGCUGACUUGCAAUGUGUUUUGUUGAGUUGUGAAAUGCUUUAUGUAUUACAGAAAUUUUUGGAGUGGGAGGAUUCUAUUCAUGAGAUGGUGAAACUAGCAUGGGAGCAGCUGGCUGCUAGGAGAUACACUGAUAUGCCGCAUAAGUGGAAGGGUAAGGGACGACCCCCAUGUGUUCCAGAGGAUGUUUGGCAUAGAUGGCAGGCAAAGUGGUCAGAGAGUUCCUUCCGAGCACUUGCAGCAUGUCAAUCCAGGAACCAUUGGAGUGAGACAAGAGGCCUUGGAUCGGGGCCGACACGGUACACUUGUGGCUCCAUCUCUAUUCAGGAGCACGCUAGAAGGAUUGAAAGGGCUGAAGGUGCACCCCCGAGCAAGGUCCGAUUGUUUAAUGAGACCCACAUAACUAAAGUCCAUGAUGGAUCGAGGUGCUAUAUAGAUGACCGCGCCAGACAAUUUGGGGAAAGCCUUAAGGAGCGCCUAGCAGAGGCGUCUCACGAUGAAGACGGUAAUCCAGUGCCACUAUUCGGGGAGGAGGAGAGAAUUUUCUUAGAGACAGUUUAGGCUUCCUCACAUAGCAAAUAAGUAUAUGGAACAAAGAAUAAUAGGAUGUCUUCAAAUCAGUCUGAUGCCUCGACCUCCACAACUGCCACUAGUGGGAUUGACGAGCAGCUUUUUCGACAGCUUGAAGACACUACCAUUCAAUUGGCGAGUCAGUUGCAGGACAUAGAUAAGCGGAUUCAGAUAUUGGAAAAUACCGUGCGCCAGUUGCUUUAGGGGAUGACCUAGAACAUUCAGCAGCUUGUCCAUGGGCCGUCUACCCAACCCCUCAGUGACGACUCGCAGCAAGAUCCAUCUUCUGGCGAGUCGCGAGUUUAUUAGUACUUAUCCUUUCUACUUUUAUAACUCUCUGACUGUACAUUGGCUUAGUCAUUUAGAAUUUGUUUAUUUUUUUAUUAGGUGAUUGCACUUAUUAAUAUUAUAUAUUUUAUAAAAAUCUAAUAUUCACUUA
Ricinus communis (castor bean) is the source of this 7673-nucleotide messenger RNA. RefSeq lists its product as uncharacterized. The record is from RefSeq and is a predicted model, not a curated record. Lineage: Eukaryota; Viridiplantae; Streptophyta; Magnoliopsida; Malpighiales; Euphorbiaceae. The transcript has 8 exons. Bases 6287 to 7225 code for a protein of 312 amino acids.